GCGAUGGCCCCGUGGCCAGCACCUCCUCCGCCGCCGCCUCCGCCGCCUCCAGCCGCGCCGCCGCCUCCCGGCUCCUCUGCUAAGGGCCCGCCGGCGCGCAAGCUGCUUUUCAUGUGCACCUUGUCCCUGUCUGUCACCUACCUGUGCUACAGCCUCCUGGGCGGCUCGGGCUCCCUGCAGUUCCCCCUGGCGCUGCAGGAGCCGCCGAGCUCGCCGCCGCCCUCCGUGCCGCCGCCCGCGCCCCCGCCGGACAACGCGAGCCGCGGGGAGCCGCCCGAGGCCCCCGUGCGCCCCGCCGCCCCCGGGGCCGACGGCUGGGGACUGGCGAGCGGCGGCGGAGGCGCCCGGGACGCCUGGCCCCGGACCCCGCUGGCGCCCGGCGAGAUGAUCGCGGCGCAGAGCGCGCUGCCGGAGAGGGACGCACAGGAGUCCAGCACCCCUGAGGACGACCUGGCGGGCCGGAGGGCGGCCAACGCGAGCGCCGAGCGGGGCGGCGCUCUCAGUACCCCCGACUACGGGGAGAAGAAGCUGCCCCAGGCGCUGAUCAUCGGGGUCAAGAAGGGAGGCACCCGCGCGCUGCUGGAGGCCAUCCGAGUGCACCCGGACGUGCGGGCGGUGGGCGUGGAGCCGCACUUCUUCGACAGGAACUACGAAAAGGGGCUGGAGUGGUACAGAAAUGUGAUGCCCAAGACUCUUGAUGGGCAGAUAACCAUGGAGAAGACCCCCAGUUACUUUGUGACGAAUGAGGCUCCCAAGCGCAUUCACUCCAUGGCCAAAGACAUCAAACUGAUCGUGGUGGUGAGGAACCCCGUGACCAGGGCCAUUUCUGACUACACACAGACGCUGUCAAAGAAACCUGAGAUCCCUACCUUCGAGGUGCUGGCCUUCAAAAACCGGACCCUGGGGCUGAUCGAUGCCUCCUGGAGUGCCAUCCGGAUUGGGAUCUAUGCCCUGCACCUGGAGAACUGGCUCCAGUACUUCCCCCUCUCACAGAUUCUCUUCGUCAGCGGUGAGCGACUCAUUGUGGACCCUGCCGGGGAAAUGGCCAAAGUACAGGAUUUUCUAGGCCUGAAGCGCAUUGUGACCGAGAAGCAUUUCUAUUUCAACAAAACCAAGGGUUUCCCUUGCCUCAAAAAGCCGGAAGACAGCAGUGCCCCUCGGUGCCUAGGCAAGAGCAAAGGUCGGACUCAUCCCCGCAUAGACCCUGAUGUCAUCCACAGACUUCGGAAAUUCUACAAACCCUUCAACAUGAUGUUUUACCAAAUGACUGGCCAAGAUUUCCAGUGGGAACAGGAAGAGGGUGACAAAUGAGGCUAGAGCUGUGGUGGAAAGGCUAGUGAAUAGCAAGGAAGCUCCUUACCCGAGUCCUGAAUUCCCCAGGUUCUGCAGCUUUGGCUUUGCAGGAGUGCCAAGUAGGUCUCCUCUUUUAUGCAGUCAGGAUUGCCUCCAAAGCUGUUGGCUUGGGCAAAGGGGUAGAUCUCACAGUAUUUCCAGGGAAGGACUAGGCUUGAUGUCUCUGGUUGACCAGAUGGCCACAGUACCCACCAUUAAUUCUUCUACUAGUUAGUAGAGCCUGAAGACAGAAUAGACAUCUGUCAAUGCCAGAGACAGUGAGUGCAUGAAUGUUUGUUUGAGUGGCAAAAAAGAAAGACCUACCUUUACAGGGGCUCCUUUGUUAGUUGAGGAGCUUAGGUUCUAGACUUCUAGAACCUAAGUUCUGGCCCUGGUACCUGAUGUCUAAACUUCUGCCUUGGCUUCACUCCAGAAUGCUCUUUUUGGCUGAGUGCUCCAGGACUCCUAGGGAGCAAGGUUCUCCCCUCUAAGGCAUUUCUAGCCUUUCAUCAAAGGCCUCAUCCCAUGACCCCUGACUUCCUCCAUCCCCACUCUGUGGAAGCAGAGGCAUGCACCUAUGUUUCUCACCAAAACAGUAGCUGACACCCCUGGAAGCUGUCUUUCUAAGAACCCACUAAGGGGGUCUCUCUUUGUGACUAUCUGGAAUUAAGGAGAAGUUUUCAUACGUGUUCUGUUAGAGUCAGGUCCGCAGGGCUGCUCUGAGCGGUAUGAUUGCAGUCUGGUCCAGAGCCCUGAGAUCAGUGGAGAUACAUGGCCACAUGUAAGGAGGAAGGAAGAAACUGAGUCCUCCUGGUGGGAGAUCUCCUUUCCCAAAGACCCUUUCCCCAGGCACCGUGGUCCUGAGGCAUGCUUUUGGGGUAGACUCUGUCCCCUGUGGUCCCCAAAGAGGCAAAGACCAGUGAGUCGGUGUGUCUGUUGUGAAUCACCCCUAGUGAUACAAUGGGGAAAAGGCAAUCACCUUCUACUAUUUGUCUCACUGCCGCCCCUCAGGGUCACCUCAUGGUUCGUUUUCUCUACUCAGAGAUGGCAUCUAAUGGGACAGUGGCAAGAGGGCUGAUUCCACUUGUCCCAUUCAGUUUAAGGGGGGUGGGAGAGGUCAAGGGCUGUCUUCAGACACCCCUAUCAAGGGCUGCCAAAUAAUGUGUCCCUUUCCAUUAGUUUGAGUCAAUUAAAAUACAGCAUUGACAUAAAGCACUUGUCCACAGAUCUCCAAAACCAGAAAUUGUUCUAGUAAAAUUGGAAAUUUGUAUGAGUGGGGGGAGUUAAGUCUGUUCAGCUGUUAUUAAAUUGUCAUUUCUCCAGCUAAAUGAAAACUGUGUUGUUAAAAAGCUUAAUGCAACCUGAUUAAUGGCUUUCGAUGGUAUGUUUGUGUCUGUUGCUUCCAUCCUCACCCCCACCGUGGAAUGCUGGGAGCAUCUUUGCUCUGGGAUGACGAGAAAGAACCAGGUUUGAGAGAUUUAGAGAAUUCUGUCUGCAAGGCAGGAUGAUUCUUGCCACAGGACAAAGAAAGUGGGCCCUGAAAAGAGUGCAGUUUACCCUGUCUCAGUCAGUCCUGGCAAGGAAUUGACUGAUAGGCCAGAUUCAGAAAUAAUUUUUUCUAGAUAAGAAAAACAGUUGAAAGCAGCAGAUAUAAUUUCAAUACCAAAGCAAAGGAAGACAUAGAUCAAAAUAUGUGCACACUGCAUUGGGAGGAAGAGAAUGCAUGCUUGUUCCAAAGGAUGUGCUGCAGGCCUGGCCAGUGUGGGGCCCUGUAUUCUGAGCAGAGCAAGGAGUGAGUGAGCUUCAGCCCUGGCUACCCCUCUGACUCAGCUCUGGAUUUUCUUCAGGUCACAGCUUCCUGAGCACCAGUUCAGACCCACUGAAUCAGAAAUUUUAGAGUCCGGCUUAGGCAUCAAGCCUUUCAAAAAAUAAUUUUAGGGAAGCUAGCACUGAGAACAACUGGAGGAAAGUCUUCCCUCCAUGUUUCUUUGCCCCUCUUCUUCCCUCUCAUCUUCCUUUUAGGCUUUUGUGGGAGUUAUUUCACAGGCAGAUGGCCACCAGGGUGUUAUGGCUACCUUGCUGGAAUGCUUCCUUUUGGAGUUCAGUAGCAACUAGGUGAGUCUAUAAUUUAGACAGAGAGCGCAAUAUCUGAUUGGAGAAAAGUUUUAAGAAUGUUAAUGUAUUGGCUAAGAAUGACCAUUACUCCAGCCCACCCUCCACUCUUCCUUCAUAGGGAAGCACACAUCCAUCUAGCCCUUCAGUCACACUUAGCUCUCUGCCUCCCUUUUCCUGUCUCCCUGGCCUCAUGAGUCCAAAGUAUCAAUACCUUAAGUAGUCUUUCCAAAGAAAGCUGCCAAGUAUGUGUCCUCACAUAAACAGGACAAGCAAACCCAUUCUUUGAUAUGAUUAACCAGUGGUGAAGAAGCCAUUUGCGCCUUGGAAAUAAGAGUAAGAAAACCCUUCCCUCCUAAAUCAAUCACACAUCCUUGGCUAGAAACAUAGACUACAAUUCACUGGAGGAAAAAAGAGACACCUAACCCUUUGGAUCGUGAGGACUUUCAUUUUUAAGUUGUAUUUGGCAAACUGGUUGAAAGCUCAUGGUUCCAAAAUGAAAGGCAAACUUGAAAUGUUUAAGGGCUCUUUUCAUCCGUGUUUACUCUAGCCUGAUCCUUGUGACUCAGAGUGAGCCACCAAGCCAUGUUCCCUUUGUCACUGCGGAGACCAGAUGAAGGAAUUAUCUGGUAUCCAGGAAAGCUAAGUCAACUUUCUGAAAUAGUCAGGUUGAUAAUACAUCUGCUCCAGUUAAAUGUGAGAAUGGCAACUCAUGGGAGAUUGAAUUUUUUAUUUGAUUUCAAUUAACAAAGCAUAAAUUAUGUUUAAUUUUCUAUUCUCCUCCCUUCCCUCAAAUGGAUGAUUCAUGGCUCUGGAAAGGAAGUAGCAUGUGGUUCAGAGAUGAGAAAAGGAGAAUUCAUCAUUCCAAAAGGUGCAGUUGUCAUUGCUCCCUUUUUUUUUUUUUUUUUUUUUGGAAAUAUCACUGAAAACCUUGACAUCACAAAUUGGAACUACCAGCUCACAGCACAACAGCUAUAAUGACAAAAUAAUUCGGCAGUCCCAUUUAUCUGUGCAUGGAAACCAUGACUUCAGAGUAGUGAAGGUGCAGCAGUUCAUGGGAUUCCCUGCAACCUGCAGAAGAACCUCAGAUCAAAUUUUAAGUCCAGUAGAGUGUGACCUGCUCAGGCCCAUAGAAUUGGGAGUCCCAGUCAGAGCUUCUCUGACACCUCACUGAACUCCUUGGCUCUUUCAGUUUCUUCACUUCUUCACUUUCCCUCCCAUUUGUUCACCCCAUCAUUUUCCAAAGAAAACCUCUCCCUUGCCCCUCUACCAUCAGAAGAGAGCUAACUGGGUUUAAUCUAGUUGUGUCUGUGUCUUGGGCAAGUAGAAUUACCAUUCUGAACCUGUUUCAUAUCUAUGAGUGUCUUUAAUCCCUACCUGGUGAAUCAUCCAGAGUUUCUAUGAUGGUCAAAAUGAGUUCCUAGAUGGAAAGCAUUUGGAAGGAAUAAAGUGCUCCAUCAACACACGUGAUGGUGAGGAUGGCGAUGACAAUGGUGCCAGUGAUACUGAUGCUGCAGCACUGAUGGUAAUGAAGACGGUGAUGAUGAUGAUAAUCGUGAAGAAGAUAAGGAGGAGGAGGAGAAAGAGGAGGGUCAUAAUGCUCCUUCCAGAACAAUAUGCCUUGAUAGAGUUCCAAGAGGGUAUCUUCAGGAGAUUCUGCUGUCUUACACAGAUUGAAUAAUUAUGAGAGUGCUAAAAGAAAAAGAAACACUAUUGAUUUGCAAAAAGCCCAGACUAGGAACCAUACUCUUUGUAAUGACAAUGAAUUUUACAUAUUCAAAUGCAAAGCCUUCUUUCUCCCAGUGCAUUCACAGACAAUUUCUCCUCUCCCUGCCCUAUCCUUUACACUCAAGGACCUUUCAGAUAUAACAAGGCUCAAGGAUUCAAGCACACGCACACAGGGCCAACCAGAUUCUCCUGAGAUGGAAGUGAGUAUGAAGUUCGCAAGGUCCCAGGCUAAGAAUUCAGUGCCUAAAGUUCUCACCCUUAAAAUUUUACACUGAAGAUGGCCCGGGGGUUUAGCUCAGCGGUUCUGGUGCCUGCCUUGCAAGUGAAAGGUCCCAAGUUCAAUCUCCGGUACCAAAAAAAUAAAAAAAAUUUUACACUGAAGACAAAGAUGUCUAAGAACCAAAGCCAUGCCCAGAGAGGGGCAGCUCCAGCGUUUCUGUGAGUAUGUUGAGGUUGAGGGUUUUUCUCAUGUUCUGCUUGAAACAAAUGAAGGUGAGAAGAGAUGAGCUCAUGUUUUCCAGUUUCCUAUAGGAAUGAGAAAUUUCCAUUUUCAGGCAUAAGAGAUGCCUGAGUCCCUUUCAAAAGUUGUGAAAUAUCUUACAUGACGAGGUAAUAAGAGUAUGUCCUAUGUCAUCAGAGUAGGAAAUGAAGGUUAAAAAAAGUAUGAGUCUCUAGUGUCCCUGAAUAUGGAAAAACAACAGAGUUCUUAAAGAUAACCAUGCAGUCUUGUAUUCCACACAUAUCCACAGAGUGACCAAGUGGCAAUUGGAAGAGACAUAGGAAAUAGGAGAGACCUGAGCUGCCUUGGCAGGACUCUCAGCUCAGUGGGGAAGGAGGGCACGGAAGUGCAUACAUCAAAGGAUGCUCAGAAUUAUGAGAGGGAUGCACAGAAAACACAUGAAACCAUGGGGGAGAACCAACCAGGGGGAAACACUAACUCUACAAAUGCAUUCAGCAGCAUUUUCCUCAUACCAAAUCAUGAAAGAAUUAUUCUCCUGAGUUAGGCUACAGCACAAAGUGGUAGUGCUGCCGGAUGGUGGACCCCGAGGGAAUUCUUCCCAGGUUCUUAGUGUCCUGAACAAAGAAUUGGACAAGACACGCAGAAAAGGUAGUGGGGAUGUGCAUUUACUGAAGGUGAAAAAGAAGCACUCUCUACAGAAAGCUGCCCAGUAAACAGACUCAUUGCUCCUCAAGGAUAAGGGAAAGGGGUCUUUUGUGUGUGAAAUUCCUGGAUUGGCUUUUCUCUCCUGCACAUAAGGCACUGGGAUGGCUGUCCUAUCAAAAAUUCACUUGUUCUGGCACCAGAUUUAAAUUGCUCUAUCUGAAGACUCAGGCUUUAUCUGUAUGUAAAUGAAGAAUUGAAAAUACCACUUUUCUCAUUGGUUCUGUGUCCACUGCUGAGAGAGUCACCCUGGAUCCUAUGUUCUGAGCAUGUGCCCUAGGCUUCCAUGACUUUGACAAACUCUGCCCAGUUGUUUCACUGCCUUCUGUUCCAGCCCUGAGGUAGUGUCCUAACGCAGUGGACACUAAAAUAAAUGAGAAAUAUAAAGUAUAAGACCUAGUAAUUAAGAAGGUCACUAAGCAUAGAUUUGGGAUAAAUAGAGUAGUAUGCAUGCAGGACAUUAUUAUCAAGCAAAAUCUUUCCCCAGAAGGAAAAAUCCUGCAUCUUUAAGUGAACAUAUUCAGUUCCUUGAUGAAGAACAUAAAUCUUUCCAGAGACCCUCUAUCUCCUAGUUUCCCUCACAUUGCCUGGAGCCGAGGUCAAAUGAUGGUCCUCUUUCUUUACUGUUCUGCUACUUGUUCACUUAUAUAUCAAGAAGGAACCACUCCAAAUUAAUUCUGAGUGUUAGUUGCAGAGAAUCCUGACCAGUUGGGAAAUCAUUCAUGAGGCCACCAGUAGGCUAGAGCCUGAACAGCAUUUCCAGUUUUGGAAUCAGAAAGAUCUCCAUCACAGCUUCCUCCUUUUCUGAGUAGACCCAGUAACACCUUGUAAUUGCAAUAAUUGUGGGGCCUGCUUAUACUGGAUGAGCAACUUGGGGCUCAUUUGGGCUGACACCUCUCACUCUAGAGAGUCUCAUGCAUCACAAAACCCUUCUCUACCCUCUUUUCCAAGAGAAAACCAAGAUUUACAUUCAAACUGAGACCCAGAGUGAGACAGACUUCUCUCAUAAACUACACGGCCCCAGAAAAAUGCUUCCUAAAGUUCCCGGAAGGAUCCUUCCCAGGAUAGCUUAUUUCCCUGAUUAAUUUCUCUCUUUACUCUUGCAUUCCAGCGCUCACAUAUCAUACGGUCACUACCAAGGGAUCUUUCCAAGGCAGGCUACUCUGAUUUUUUGUAAAAAGGAACAGGCAAAUCAGAGGAUCUUGAGGGUACACUGAGGAUUAGGAAAAGCUGCUGCAGGAAUCCAGGUGCAGGCCAACUAAAGAGAGCUGGGAAAUUUGGUGUGAAGAACUAGAGUUCAUGAUUUAUGAAAUUAUUUUACAGAUGCAAAAGUAGGAAGUAUGUUGUAUUACCUAAGGUUACAUAGACGAGCCAAACUUCCAGCUUGAAUUGACUGACUCCUCUCCUGCUACACAUCCUACUACCUGAUCAUCAGAGGUCCAGGAGGGAAAAUGAUAUUUAAAAGCAGCUUUGCCUGGCAGAUUGAUCUGCAAGAUAGAUAUUUCUGGAAUGCAAGGAGGGUGGCUUUUUCAGGAGGCAGGGGUUGAGUGCAUGUCCAGUUCUGAAUAGGCUCCACACUUGCCACCCUGAAGCAUUCCCCACCACUUCCUAUGGUCCACCCAAAGUCAAAGGUCACUGAGGGCAUGUUAACUGUGCUGGAACAUGCCUGUGGGCCAGGCUACACCUGUGUGUAUGUUUGGCCAGUACGCAUACCUUUCAACUGCCCUUUGCCAAUGCUACAUCCAGUCUGGACUUGGAGCAGUCACUUUCAAGAAGAUGGUGUCCCAGAAAGCCAUUAGCAACCAUUGUUACCUAGAAUCAACCAAAUUAGACCCAAGAAGGAAGAUGUAGGUAGUGAUAGUUGUUAACCAGACCAAGAAGCUAUGAAACCUCUGCCACUUAUUCCAUUCUUUCAUUUUAUUUGCAAGCAUUUAUGCAUAAAUCCUAUGCUAGGUGUUAGAUAAAGGCUGUAACCAAGAAGCCCCAUUAACUGUCUUCAUGAAGGUUUUACAGGAGGAAGAUGCCAUGUUUGCGAGAAAGCACAAGGGUCAUCCAGCCACUCAGCAAGAGUGGAUGGGAUAGUUCCCAGGGGAUGGAGGGGACUGAAGCUUGACUAUUACAGGAUUGUGAGCUGCAGAAGAUAUUACAUAUAGUGUCUCCUUCCUUUACAUUUCAAUUUGAGAGAAGAGUUGAUGUUAUGUUUUUGAAAUUUUCUCACUAAUCUUGUUUAUUUUUUGUUUUGGGGUUUGUUUUGCAUGGUUUUGUACCUGUAGGAAACAAAAUAUCCUGGGAAAAAAGGAAAUAAAAUGAAUUGAAAUUUCAGGAUCUGAGUGGGUCCAGGUUGGGAAAAUAAUACACGGUAGUUCUUAAAAGGCUGAGAAUGUGUCAUUUCCGUUCCUGCUUGUCUCUACAGUGGUCUACAGAAGCAAAGACAGGUUGAGGCCCAGCAGCUCUGGGCUGGAUGGAAGCACAUGGUCUUGUUCCUCCCCAAAUCCAGAGCCUAGUCCCCUUGGCAGAUCUGCCCCUGCCACAUCUGUGCUCAGAACCUGGCUGUUCCUGUGUCUCUGUAACAAAGGUUAUUUCCCUUUAAAUAUCUUUAGGGGGCUGAGCUUUUGUUACCAGUGUGUUUGUUAGAUCAUGGGAACAGCCUUGAGAAAAUCAAAAACUACAAUAAAUGCUGAAAAGAAAAAACAAGUGGUGUGUUCUCUUUCUGAUAACUCAUGGAAAAAGUGAUAUUUAGCAAGCACUUUGAUUCCUUCUAUCCCAAGAGAGAGUGGGAAGCGUUCGAGAUGAUGGCUGCAGAUUCUACUGUGAUUUUGCCCAUCAAAGGCCACACUUUCUUUGGAGCAAGGGAAAGACUCUCUUCUGUCAUUUCAGGAAGAAAAUAUUUCUUGUGUUUUAUCCCAGCAAAAGUGCCUAUAAAGAGUAGCAGGGGAAAGGACCUGCUUCUGGGAAUGCCUGGGGAAAAGGUUCUGGAAAUAAAGGCUUUCAUUACCUGGGCACAAACAAGAAAUAAAACAGGAACUAUUUAUGCCAUUGGCUACCGGCAGAAGACUGAGUCUAAAUCACAGACUCACAGACCAGCCCCCUCGUGGGAUGAUUCCCCCGGUCCAUUUAUUCUGCUCUACUGUUUACAGCAGAGAAUGUAGAUUCAGAUCUCCAUAAAUUCCUAGCUCCUAACCUCAGCCAGUCCACUUCUGCUAUUCAUUCCUUUUAUUGGUCCCUGGGCAGCAGUUUGUCCCAGAGCCCUUGUAUUUGUUUCAGAGACUUACCUCCUUUUUCAAGCUUUCUGUUUCUAGCCACAUCCCCCUUUCCUUGUUCUCUUGACCAGGGGAGUUGGUUUCAUGCAGAAAGUCCAGGUUGUCCCUCUCUGCUUCUCACUGAUGUGGCUUCCCUUGUCCAUUAGAUGGAAACAGUAAUGGUGCCAGCUGGAGACACUGUAAAGACUCAGAAGGUGAUGCAUAUAAGGAGCUUAAAAGGGAAACUGGCAAA
This is a messenger RNA of Heterocephalus glaber (naked mole-rat), 9826 nucleotides long. RefSeq names its product heparan sulfate-glucosamine 3-sulfotransferase 4 (gene Hs3st4). NCBI's taxonomy places the organism in Eukaryota, Metazoa, Chordata, Mammalia, Rodentia, Bathyergidae. The record is from RefSeq and is a predicted model, not a curated record. Gene Ontology annotation, molecular function: [heparan sulfate]-glucosamine 3-sulfotransferase activity.